AUGCCAACACCAAUACCGCUAACGAAAGCCAAGAAUCCGCCGCCACUGCCCCUGCCUCAUGAGGGCAGCCUUAACAGCCACUAUGGCGGCACAUCGCGGGAGGCGACUCCCACAAGGGAGCAGCAUCAGCGACAUGCCACGCCCACACGCGAUCAGCCCCAGCAGCAGCAACAGCACACGCCCACGCGACAGCAGCAGCUGCAGCAACGCAACGAGCAACGCGAUCAACAACGCGAACAACGCGAGCAGCAGCAACAUCAUCGCGAGCGGCAGCAACAGUUGCGGGAGCACCGGGAACAACGCGAGCGGGAGCACCAACACGAACACGACUACGAUCACCAAGGACACCACCCACACGGACACCACCAUCGGGAGCAUCACGACUCCCACCACCAACACCAAAAUCAUCACCAUCAUCAUCCUUCAUCGGCAUCACAGCAGCAACACCAACGCUACAGCAGCAGCAGCAACAGCUACAAAACUCAUAAUAAUUCCGUUUACCAGUAA
Messenger RNA from Drosophila kikkawai, 507 nucleotides. The record is from RefSeq and is a predicted model, not a curated record. NCBI's taxonomy places the organism in Eukaryota, Metazoa, Arthropoda, Insecta, Diptera, Drosophilidae.